AUGGAUAAUGAAUUAAUUCCACUACUGAUCAUUGCAAUUUUAUCACUUAUUACUUCAUUUGGUAUCAUUCUAAUACAGCUCACUUUGAUAAAUUUGAUUUGGGAAGAUUUCUUACGCCUACGGCUUAUACGACGUCCAUUACAGCAACAAAUUGGAUCAAUACAGAUUGGUUUACUAAUAAUUGGAAGUAUAAUUGUUGCAGUAUCAAAUGUAUGGCUCUAUUUGGAUAAACCAUUAAGAUAUGGGCCAAUAUCCACUUUAGUAGCUCCGAUGACAGCACUUUACACCUGUAGCUAUCUUUUUCCAUUCAUGAAUGGAAAAGGUGCUAUCACUGGCUUAUUUAUUGGUAUUUUCGGUGCAUUAACUCUACUGUACCUGUACUUUCGCAUUACACCUCUUCGAUUUCAUCAUUUCCCAAUGCCAUGCCUUAAUGGAACAUCAAUUUCAUAUUCAUUAAUAUUACCUAAUAACGAAUUUACAUAUACGGAAUUGGAUUUUGUUCCAACAGCAUUACAAACGAUAACUAAUAAUGCACAAAAAUUGCUACCAAUUUUUUCUGAAAUACCAAUUUCAUGGUAUCCAUUAGCUACAUUUAUGACCGCUGCAUUAUCAAUGCUACUUGUAUCAUUGUGUACAAGUAGCAAUAAUACUGAUGAAUUUGAUUGGAAAUUGAUAAUAUGUGGAUCAUAUAUUGGAACAUUUACACAUCGCAGUGAUAAUACAACCAGCAAUGAUAAACAUGUAGCUUUCAUAGAAUGCGAAUCAUUUCGAUAUGCUCAACAAACAACAUAUCCGGAUACAGUAACCACUGCUACACAUAUAAUUAGAUGA
Acanthocheilonema viteae is the source of this 831-nucleotide messenger RNA. NCBI's taxonomy places the organism in Eukaryota, Metazoa, Nematoda, Chromadorea, Rhabditida, Onchocercidae. The record is from the annotation of a GenBank genome assembly.